UAACAUUGUUCAAAAUCUUACUGAUCAUUCUUUACUUUCAUUGGAUUCAUUGUAUUUAGUUAUAAUAUUUUUUCUUUUACUAUAUCCUUAUUUUUUUUUUUUUUUUUUUUUUUUGUCUUUUCAUUUUUAAGUUUAAAAAUUUUUUUUAAUAUAGUUAAUUCAUCAAAAUGAGUUUAAUAGAAAAUUUUAAUUAUUAUUUCUACGAUAAUGCUGAUCCUCGAGUGAGAGAUAUGUUUAUUAUCAGUAGUAUUUGGUUUCCAAUUAUAACAUUAAUCAUAUAUUUAUAUAUUUCAUUUAAAGUUGUUGUAAAUUAUAUGAAAAAUCGUCCCGCCUACAAAUUGAAUACAUUUAUAAAAAUUUAUAAUAUUUUUCAAGUUAUUACUAAUGCUUAUAUUGUAUAUGAAUUGGCAAGUUGUUAUCCAUUUCUUCGAAUUCUUGAAUGUCGUCUCAUUACUUAUGAUUUGGAUGAAUGCAGUAUGAGGAUUUUAAACGCUUCUGUCCUUACAUUAUAUUUAAAAUUUAUUGAUCUUAGUGAAACAGUAAUUUAUUUAUUACGAAAAAAAAAUAGUCAGGUUUCAGUUUUGCACCUCUACCAUCACAUAUCUACCUUUUUGGUAGGAGUGAUUUUUUUAAGAUACUUUACAUCAGAAGUAACAAUGUUAUUUCCAUUGAUGAAUUGCGCAGUUCAUGUGAUCAUGUAUUUUUACUACUUUCUUAGUAAUUUUGAAGGACCAAUUAAACAACUGAUUAAACCUUUCAAACCCUAUUUAACUCUUAUACAAAUGGGACAAUUUGUGAUAAUGUUAAUGCAAAUAAUAAUUUACUCCAUACAAAAUUGUGGAAUAUCAAAAGUCUUACUUGUUACAAUGUUCAUUAAUGUUUCAUUCAAUUUUGGAUUGUUCUUUAAUUUUUAUCAAAAAAAUUAUAUUAAUUCAAAAAAGAAAAAAAAUUAAUUAAAUUUAUAUACAUAUUAAUUUGAUUUUUCACAAAAAUUUUAAAUUAAAGUACAAAAUUUUUUUUACAAAUACAAGGUUUACGUUUAUUUAAAAAAAGUACCUAAAAAAUAGCCUCACUUUUUUUGUCCUAUAAAAAAAGU
Molecule: messenger RNA, 1096 nt
Organism: Leptopilina boulardi
Lineage: Eukaryota; Metazoa; Arthropoda; Insecta; Hymenoptera; Figitidae
Product: elongation of very long chain fatty acids protein F-like
Exons: 4
Coding region: 168-953 (261 amino acids)
Biological process (GO): sphingolipid biosynthetic process; fatty acid elongation, saturated fatty acid; fatty acid elongation, monounsaturated fatty acid
Cellular component (GO): endoplasmic reticulum membrane
Molecular function (GO): fatty acid elongase activity
Source: RefSeq, a predicted model, not a curated record